AUGCGGGCCAUCCUCGCACAGGUGGCACCGUGAUGACACAGGGACAAGAAGCAGAUCUUAAGCGUCCCUGUUGUAUCAUCGGUGUUGGCUGUGUCGUGUCGGUGCAGAUGCGAGGGGAGCGGCAGACGACCUUGUUGCUCAAGAAGGAACGGCAGUGCUUUGAGGUGGCUUUGCAGCUCGACCAGACAAGGGGCGACGUUGCUAAGCGCGUCAGUCAGCGGAUAAGAAGUCGGCCGUCGUGUGCGUCCAUGACUCUGUGCAUCCGUUUGCACUGACUGCGUUUGCAGCUGGAGAGCUGCGACGAGAAAAUGUCCGCGUUCGAGAAGCGCCAAGAAGAUUUGCGUCGGGUUGUCAUGGACAAUGUGGACUUCAUUCGUGAGACCGACAAGAAGAUAGAGUACGCGGAGAAGCGCAUCAAGGAGGAAGAGGACGAGAUUGCAGAGACGGAGAAGCAGACUCAGGCGCUGGAGAAGGAACUCGACAUGUUCAAGUGGGUGAGGGAGGGAAGCCGGGGGCAUCCAUCGUGCGGAAACACCCUCUCACCCUCAUCCAUCAGGCAGAUGCGUGAGGUCAAUCGCGGCGAGGUUGACGGCGUCAACCACUACCAGCACUACCUCGAGUCCGUCGCGACAAGUCAGGCAUGAGCACUGCAAGAUGAGGAAUCCGAUAACGGCAGUACUGUCUCUGUCUGUCUGCAGCGUACGCAAGUGAGUUUGAGGGUGAGGUCGGCAAUCUCAUGCGCCGCUUCCAGACGCUGAGGGAGAGCAAUGCGGAGCUGGAGGCGCAAGUUGUCAACUCGACGCAGACACUAGAGGCGCAGAGGUAGGUUUUAUCGUGUUUGCAUGACGAGGGAGACAUCAUUGUCUAUCUCUGUGACAACGCCGGACUGCAGGCAAAAGGUGGCCACCUUCAUCGAGAAGACGCAGAAUGAUCUGGUGAGGCUCACAUCAGAGCUGUCCGAGAAGCAGCUGCAGCUCGACAAGAUGCUUGCCAUGAUCUCGUCGCUGGAGGAGAAAGUCAAUAGGUACGCCCUCUGUCUGUGUGGCGUGUGGCCAAAAUAGCACAACACAGCCAGGGCUUCUUGUGUGUACUGGAUGCAGUGAGACGGGGGAGACGACCUACAAGGACUCCCUGAUAUCGUCUUUUCAGAUGGCCAUCAGCUCCCUGUUCGCACGGCUUGUGCAGAAGUCGCCUCAUGCUAACACCAAGCAGAAUAGGCGGCUGAUGCAGUCCACCCAGAUGAAGUACGGCCGGCACACCGAGGAGAUGCUCAAGCUCAUUCAGGAGAGGGCCACCGACAUGCGAUGGGUCAUCUCGACAUUCCACCGGGAGCAUAACAAAAGUGAGAAGCACACAUGCAGUGUUCAAUCAACCAGACACGUGGACACCCCUUCCUUGUUCCUCGCAGAGGCGGCGCGUGCAAAGGAGCCAGUCCACCACCCUGUGUAUUACGAUGAGGACGAGGAGACACACAAAGACGUCAUCGAGUUCUACAGACCCCAACGUGCGGCACCGGAGCGUGGCUCGGCAUCCGGCGCCUCGUCCAAUGAGCUCGAAUCGAGAUUAUCUCGAGACAGGAUGGUGACCCCUUCUGAGUCCCAAGCGCCCAUCGCAGAGGACGUCAGCCAGCCACAACCAUCACACCUGGCCCCCCCGCCGCCCUUCAAGCGCCACCGAGUCCGUUUGAAGAGUAGGUCUGUCGUUGAGCAUCGAGAGAAGGCGACACCAUCGGUGUAUGCCCGACCGAGAGCGGUCAGCACCACAGCCCCGCGGAAGCCGUCGCGUGUGUCGCCCAAGGGAGCGUCCAAGGCAGCUGUGCUUUCGCCUAAGGUGGCAGACGAGCCAGCUCCUGCUGACGUGCAGCGGUCUGCCAGCCCAACGUCAGAAGGUACGUACGUAAGACACCUCCAAGGAGGAGGCAACACGUCCAAUCGUACGCCCCUACCGCUUUCAGACGGUGAGACGUCUCCGCCUGCCCCUCGCCCUUCACAGCCCAUCGUUGCUCGCGGCCGGCACCGACAGAGCAUCACCAAGCGGCAAUUUAAUGAGCUGUUGGGGCUGGGGGAAAGCUUCGAGCCUCCUGAACUCGUCCCUGAGCCCUUGCCCAAGUUCGCCUCUCUUCUCUCUGCUAAUUCAGGCAAAUGAGGGUGCUUUGCUUGCGAGUGAUGCAAGGGGAGGGUGAGAGCUGUGAUGCCCAUACAGAGCUGCAGAGCCCCCAAAGCUUUGGGUUGUUGUUGU
This is a messenger RNA of Vitrella brassicaformis, 2238 nucleotides long. The record is from the annotation of a GenBank genome assembly. Lineage: Eukaryota; Vitrellaceae.